CGUAAAACUUGAACCCAAGAAAUUUUAGCAAGGCAACAGCCAAUAGUGAAAAACCCUAAUAGCCAUUGCAGGGACUUCUCAACUCUUCUCAAAACAGUGCACUGAGAGAUGGGAAGCGAUAGCGAAGCAGAGAGAACUCAACAAAAGGAGGAGAAGAAGAAGAUUCUUGCUCUUGCUCCCAUCGCUAAACCUCUAGCCGGCAAGAAGCUCUGCAAGAGAACUCUCAAGCUUGUGCGUCGAGCUGCUGGACACAAAUGUUUGAAGAGAGGAGUGAAGGAAGUGGUUAAAAGUAUUCGUCGUGGACAUAAAGGAUUAUGUGUUAUAGCUGGGAAUAUUUCUCCAAUUGAUGUUAUAACUCAUGUUCCAAUUUUAUGUGAAGAAUCAGAUAUUCCCUACAUUUAUGUUCCUUCAAAAGAGGAUCUUGCAAAUGCUGGUGCUACCAAGAGGCCAACAUGCUGCGUCUUGGUGCUAACCAAGCCUGUUAAGGGGGAACUGGAAUCAGAAGAACAAGAAAAAUUGCAGGCUGAUUAUAACCAUGUUGUAGAUGAAGUGAAAGAACUCACAUCCAGGCUUUUCUGAUUGACAAGACCAAAUUGUAUUACUUUAACCAAUAUGCAAAAUUUUGGACAUUUCAUUCCUGCUUGCGGGGUAAUGUACUGUUUUCCAGCAAAUAUGAUAUGCUGUUCUGUUUAUUAAUCUGUUGAAAUAGGAUGAUAAGCAGACCUCAAUUUAUACAUCUCUAUCUGUAUGCCAA
Mangifera indica (mango) is the source of this 754-nucleotide messenger RNA. Its product is annotated as H/ACA ribonucleoprotein complex subunit 2-like protein. Lineage: Eukaryota; Viridiplantae; Streptophyta; Magnoliopsida; Sapindales; Anacardiaceae. Gene Ontology annotation, cellular component: nucleolus; box H/ACA snoRNP complex. Gene Ontology annotation, molecular function: box H/ACA snoRNA binding. The record is from RefSeq and is a predicted model, not a curated record. The transcript has 4 exons. Bases 109 to 579 code for a protein of 156 amino acids. Gene Ontology annotation, biological process: rRNA pseudouridine synthesis; snRNA pseudouridine synthesis.